Molecule: messenger RNA, 2164 nt
Organism: Abrus precatorius (Indian licorice)
Lineage: Eukaryota; Viridiplantae; Streptophyta; Magnoliopsida; Fabales; Fabaceae
Exons: 6
Coding region: 250-1989 (579 amino acids)
Source: RefSeq, a predicted model, not a curated record
GCGUGACUCCCUCAUUUUCCGUCGCACUUCUACACAACAGCUUCACUUCACUCUAUCUCCGGCGACGAUUCACGGCGCUACCUACUUCCGCCACUCAUCGACUCAAGGUUUCUUUUCUUUUUAUGCUUUUGCAGAUUAACUUGACGGAGUUGAAUAGAGUAUUGAUUUUUCAAUUUGCAUCACUCAGUGGCUGGAUUUAUUGAAUCAUAUUGAGUUCUGAUUAUUUGAAUUUGAAACAUCUACUCGAAAAUGCAUAAAAACUUUUGGAUGCCACGGGAUGCUGGCUGCUUAGCUGAAGAGAAUAUGGGUUAUGAUCAUUCUUCCAAAACUGAACCAAAGCGUGACCAUCAGUGGUUUUUGAGUACAGGCGAAACAGAAGUAUUCAGCAACAAGAAGAAGCAAGCAAUUGAAGCUGUUGGUGGAAACCCAAUUUCAGGAGUUUCACAAGCAAAUAUUUCUUCGUGGGACACCAAUUCAGGAUUUCACUCAGUUGCAGGUCAAUUUUCUGACCGUCUCUUUGGGUCUGAACUAAGGGCUGUAAAUAUGGUUGAUAAGAACAUGUCAUCAAUUGGAAGUGGAAAUCAGAAUUUGAGAAGGAAGGAUUUUGAGCAUCAGUAUAGUAAUGAUCCAUCAGUGGGUUUAUCAAUAUCUCAUACUAUCGAGGACCCUUCAUCAUGUAUCAGUUUUGGUGGCAUUAGAAAAGUUAAAGUUAAUCAUGUCAAGGAUUCUGACAAUUGCAUGUCUUCAUCCUUGGGGCACUCCUAUGAUGGGGCUGACAAUAGUACAAUUUCAACAGGGGUUGACUACCGUAAGAAUGAUGGCAACAUAUCUCUGGGCCCUAUUUAUAACGAUGGAACUGAUAACUCCAUCUCUACAGGGACCACAUUAAGCAAGACUGAUGACAAUCUUGUUUCAAUGGGUCACACCUUCAAUAAGGGAGAUGGGAGCUUUAUGUUGAUGGGCCAGAACUAUGGCAAGGGAGAUGAAAAUAUGUUAUCAAUGAGCCAACCCUUUGACAGAGGCGAUGGAAACUUCAUAUCAAUGGGUCAGUCAUAUGAAAAAGAAGAUAGCAAUAUGAUAUCUCUGAGUACCUCCUCAUAUGACAAGGGGCAUGAAAAUUUUAUAUCAAUGGUUCCAGCCUAUAGCAAAUCAGGAGAAAAUUUCAUAAAUGUUGCUGCUUCCUAUGACAAGGGUACCGAUCAUAUGAUCUCGGUAGGUCCAACAUAUGAUAAGGUGGAUUCAAACAUUGCAUCAACAGUUCCUUCAUAUGACAAAGGAGACUCUGGCUCUUUACCUAUGGGCCAACACCACAAUAAGGGCGAGGGAACUACCAUAUCUUUUGGAGGUUUUCAUGAUGAUGCUGAAUCAAAUCCCUCUGCAGGGAUAAUUAGUGGCUACGAUCUGUUGAUGGGCAACCAGACCUUGGAUCCGGGUUUAGAUGGCCAGAAGGUUCUAAUUGACUCAAUUUCUGAACUACCUGUAAAUGGCAAUCCAAAAUCAAACCUCAAAACUGAUAUCAUCCUUAAGAAUAAAGAGCCAAAGAUAACCAAGAAGGCUCCUGCUAACAGUUUCCCUUCAAAUGUUAAAAGUUUGUUGUCAACAGGUAUUUUUGAUGGUGUACCUGUGAAAUAUGUUUCCUGGUCACGAGAGAGAAAUCUUAGAGGAAUCAUAAAGGGAACCGGGUAUCUGUGCUCGUGUGAUGACUGCAAGCAGUCCAAGGCUCUCAAUGCCUAUGAGUUUGAGCGCCAUGCUGGUGCCAAGACGAAACACCCCAACAAUCACAUAUAUUUUGACAACGGAAAAACUAUCUAUGCUGUUGUUCAAGAGCUGAAAAACACUCCUCAGGAGAUGCUGUUUGAUGCAAUUCAAAAUGUGACUGGAUCUACCAUCAACCAAAAGAAUUUUCGUAUCUGGAAAGCAUCAUACCAAGCUGCUACUAGGGAGCUCCAGCGUAUCUAUGGAAAGGAUGAAGUCACCAUACCAUCUUGAGCUCAAACUUUAAGCUUUUUGGAAGUUCAGAAUGAUAAUGAUUUGUAUGUGAUCUUUUCAUUGUGUAUAUAGCACCUGUAUAGUUGUUUAUGACUAUAAGAAAUUGAAAAAUAUGAGGUUAUGCAUACUUGUAGGUUUUUAUUGUUUAUUUAUGAAAUGAAGUUAAUUUUAUGGU